UAGAUGAGAAUUUUAAUUAUUUAUUUCUGGGAUCUUUUUGUGUCAUCAGCGAAAUCCAGAACAGAAGGGACAUAAAUGAAUUACUCCAGGCCUGCGGUUUAAUCUACCAUUAAUCUACCACCUUAUUGGUCAUGCCCAGUCAAUAUGUCAACGUGUUCAGGCGUUUGUGAUUUACCUUAGAUAUAAGCCAGACUCGCACCAGCCUCUGUAAAAUCAAGCAAAAGUUCAAGCAAACUUUAGAAAUAUCUCCUUAUAAGUCUGAACCAGAGUGUUUUCACAAUGUUAAGGUGGCUCUAUCACCCUUAAACAAAUGAGGUUAAAAAAACAGAUGAGGUUGCUAUUUUUAACAGCAAGAUUCAUAAUUGAACCAAUGGUCUCAUCGCACAUCAUGGUAAUUCUUCUGUUUUUAUGUAUUGGGUAGCUUUCUCAAGCCUUGUUUGAUGGUGAGCUACGGAAUAAGAGGAGAUUCAUGAAGGGCAAAGUCACCUCAAGAGCAUAUGAACAACUUACACCACAGGAGAUUAGAGAUCUGAAGCUUGUUUUUGAUGUGUUUGACACCGAUAAGAGUGGGUCAAUUGAUGCCCGAGAACUCAGGAAGGCUAUGAGGGCAUUAGGAUUUAAGAUUUCAAGGGAAUCCAUAGAGGACAUGAUAGCUGACUUGGAUAUUGACAAAUCAGGGUCAAUUGAAUUUGAUGAGUUUUUGGAAUUUAUAAUUGCCAGACAAGGGGAUGGCAGAGAUGUACACAAUGAAAUUGUGCAGGGUUUCAAGAUGUUUGAUACAGGUGAGUGGCCAACACCAAAUCACUGUAACUGUUAUGUAGCAAUAUUUUUUUUGACAACCUUAAGGGCAGAAGUGAAAAUAGGCCUUUUGCAACAAACAGCCACAUGGCAGAAAAUGUUCCAUUCUGGAGGGCAAACGAAUGUGACAACCUCCAAAACAAAGCAAUUUCAAUCAGUCAAGCUUGACUUUACCUUGUGUUUUUAUGCCCCAGUGCAUACAUGUAUAAUGCCUUCCAGCAUGGCUGAUAUUAUACAUUGUACCAUAUGACCAUCUGUUGCAAAAGGCCUUUUAUGUUAAGACGAUGAAAAAAUGUGUUGUGUACAUUGUCUAGUUGGGUACUGUUAUAUGUAACAAAUCAUGUUAACUCUUCUUUUGUAAGUUAAGCUUUUUCAGUUGUAAAGUACUGUCAGGUUUCAUGUUAUUGUACAAAGGAAUUUGCUAUAAGAGUUCACUUUCAAAAAAGAUCAGGUGUCUGCAUGUAGUUAGUCUCUUCCAUAGCUGCAACAAGAAGCGUUGCUUGAUGACCCUAAUAAUGGCUGUGCAUGAAACUAGCAUAUAGGAGGGUUUAAAAUAUUUGAAUGUGGCUUGGACCAUAACCAACUUACAACUGCUGACAGUAUUUUACUCAGCAAUACCAAACUUUUUCUUUCAUG
Messenger RNA from Orbicella faveolata, 1434 nucleotides. RefSeq lists its product as uncharacterized. The record is from RefSeq and is a predicted model, not a curated record. Gene Ontology annotation, molecular function: calcium ion binding. NCBI's taxonomy places the organism in Eukaryota, Metazoa, Cnidaria, Anthozoa, Scleractinia, Merulinidae. Gene Ontology annotation, cellular component: myosin II complex.